Messenger RNA from Microthlaspi erraticum, 1188 nucleotides. NCBI's taxonomy places the organism in Eukaryota, Viridiplantae, Streptophyta, Magnoliopsida, Brassicales, Brassicaceae. The record is from the annotation of a GenBank genome assembly.
AUGGGUUUCUUAGAAUUGUUGGAGGUGGCUUCGAUGCCAAUCGUCCAAGUUCUGCUUAUCAGCGUUCUUGGUGCCUUCUUGGCAACCGAUUACUGCUCUCUUCUCUCUGCAGACACCCGAAGAUCCGUGAACAAGCUCGUCUUCGUGGUCUUCACCCCCUGCAUCAUGUUUGCCAAUCUUGCCCAGACAGUUACACUGCAGGACAUUAUUUCAUGGUGGUUUAUGCCCAUAAAUGUUGGAAUCACCUUUCUAGUAGGAGGCAUUCUUGGUUGGCUGUUGGUCAAAGUGCUGAACCCUAAACCUCAACUUCAUGGUCUCAUAAUCGCGAUCUGUGCCUCAGGCAAUAUGGGAAACCUUAUGCUUAUCCUGGUUCCUGCCAUAUGUGACGAGGAAGGCAGUCCUUUUGGAAGUCGGAGUGCCUGCAGAACCAUUGGACUCUCCUAUGCGUCUUUCUCCAUGGCCCUUGGAGGUUUCUACAUCUGGACCUACAGUUAUCAACUGGUGAGAAGCUCUGCUACACAGUUCAAAGCUCUUGCAGCCGCCGGCUUGGUCAAGUCUCCAAACAAGGACAUGGACUCCGAUCCCCGCACUCUUCUCCUGAAGCCACCCCAAAACCAAGACCUUGAAAUCCAAGUCAAACAAAAGGGGUCCACUCGGACGUACAUCAAGGACUUGCUCCAUCAGAUUCUUGAGGAACUCUUCGCACCACCCACCAUUGGUGCCAUUCUUGGUUUCCUCUUCGGAGCAACCAAUUGGCUGAGGAAUCUCAUAAUCGGGGAGAAUGCCCCGUUGCGAGUCAUCCAAGAUUCAGUGAAACUACUAGGGGAGGGCACAAUUCCUUGCAUCACACUCAUACUGGGGGGCAACCUGAUUCAGGGCCUGCGUUCCUCAUCGGUGAAAACAUCAGUGAUUGUGGGAGUGAUCUGUGUGCGCUAUAUCAUCCUUCCCGUGGUUGGGGUCGGGGUGGUCCAUCUGGCAUGGAAUCUUGGCUAUCUUCCUCAGGACCCUCUCUACCGAUACGUUCUCAUGCUUCAGUUCACACUGCCGCCUGCCAUGAAUAUCAGCACAAUGGCACAGCUGUUCGACGUGGCUCAAGAUGAGUGCGCGGUCAUAUUCUUGUGGACCUACCUGGUUGCGUCCUUAGCCCUCACCGUGUGGUCAACCGUCUUCCUCUCUAUACUCUCCUGA